UGAUGUUAUAUAUAAACAAGUUAAAUGUUUUUAUGAAGAUUCACAUUCAAUAUAGUGAUACAAACUUCGUUAAGUAAAUGAAGAAUAAUGUAAAUUGUUUCUUUUAUCUGUAUUUCAUUAAUUUUAUCUACGGAAUUAUAAAACGAAGAAUAAUAAAGUGUAGAAAAUAUAAAAAGAAUAAAAAAGUGUUGUACUGUGGGGUGUAAUGAGUGGAUCUGGUUUUCGAGGACGGGGGAUUGAACCACGGGGUAUUCAUCCAAAUGGCCCAAUUGGUGCUUAUCGUGGGACCCGCUUAUCUCACCCACGUUUUAGUCAUCCCCGUUUGUCCCAUAACAGAUUACCAACAUCAGAGAAUUGGUCAGGUAGAUCAAAUCAUGGCUCAUCUUUUUUAUCUUGGAGCAAAGGAAAAUAUCAACGUCCUAUUUUUCGUGGUAUAUCCCACUUUCGUCCCAAUGGCAGAGGAAGGGGUACAAUUCAUAGGGGAAAUUUACAUUUUCCAGAUUCUAAUAGGCCAUCCAUUGUGCCAUAUUCCUCAGAUUAUAAUAAAAGUGUUGGAAGUCCUAAAACAGUGUUCAUGCAAAAUCAGAAUGAUGAAGAUCAAUCAGAACAUGUUAAAGAUGAGCCAUGUUUACAGCAGACUCCUUUACUUGGAUCCGAGGAAGAACGUCAACAGAAGAUUACUGAGACUGCAGUUCGGUUGAAAGAAAAAUUAUCUACCAUUACCAAGGAAGAUAUUACUAAUUUAUGGCAAGAUGAUUUGUCCACGGUACCAUUGUCUAAUGUAAAAGACAAAAAUAUACUUAAUUUAGGUAUGCUUAAAUUAAGGCAUGAACAACCUGAACUUAAUCUUACUUUUAAUGAUUUUAAAGACAUAGGUAGGAUUGACUCGGACAAUGUAAAGUCUGAUAAAAAUGAUGGUUCUAAUGAAGUUAGAAAUGUAUUUCAUUUUAUACAUGACAAUGUCAAGGAAGUUAAAAGCGAUACUGAAGGUGUUGAUGUAAUAGAUAUUGAAGAAAACAUUCUACAUGAUGUAGAAUCUAUGACAAUUAUUAACGAUAUAAUUGUAACAGAAAAUAAAUCACGAAAAGUUAAUGGUCAAAAAUCGCAAGAAGGGACCAAUUCUCCACGUAAUAUGUCUGUUACUUUGUCAAGUAUUUCAGAAGCAUGUAAUACAGAAUUAAUAUACUCUUCACAUGGAAGUACAGGAAAAACAAAUAUGUUACAACCUCAAAAUGUUCUACAAACUGAUAAUACUCAAAUACAAGAUCAUGAAUUAAAUAUACAAUGUGUGAAUACAUCAUUACAGUAUCAGUCUGAAUAUAUAAAUUCUGAUAGUAGGUUUAAUUUAGAAAAUAUACAAAAAUCAUCUGAUGAUAUACAAUAUCAGCAAGCAAAUGCAAUCACAGACAUGCAACAUUCUUUACAUAGAUCUAUAUCAAAAAAAGCAAAACAAAAAUCUCAUUGGAUACCAUCACAAUAUCAAAUAAAUUCACUCCGUAGAAAGCCAUUUAAAUCGAGAUGGUCGCAUAGAAGACAUAGCUAUAUGUAUAAUAAAUCACGAAAUGAAUCAACAAGAUUUGAUUUACAUACAUCAUCACUGCAUUUGCAAAGAAAUAUAACUUCUUUAAAUCAAGAUUCACAAUAUAAUGCAUUAUCUUCAUUUGAUUUGAGCAGAUCUCAAUCACAAUUUCCUACAAUGUCAAAGUUAAUGCAUAAUAAGGAUACUUCAGAGGCUACUACAUCAUGUGCAGAUCAUAAUACUUUAUCAUCUACAUCUGUUAACAUUUCUUCAAGCCAAGAAGAUAUUUUACAAACAGUGCCAGUUUUUGAUUCAUGGAAAUCAUUUACAAUGAAUUAUAAUACACACAAGGAGGAAGUAAUGAACAUACCAAAUUUUAAUCCUCAACAACCACCACCCAAUUUUAAUAAUCAACAGGGAACAUUGCCAUUUAAUCAACAUCUUUUGCCACAAAAUCAGUCAAAUUCAACAAUACAUGAAUUUAAUUCUUCGCAAUCAAGUGCAGUUUCAGUAACUCCUACAGACUUAUAUUGCUCUGUAAAUUUUACUGCACCACCAAGUACUACAUUAGCACAAACAACAACUUUUUCUACAUUAUCACAAAUAAAUAUACCAUCAUCUUCAAGUUUUUUAUCAACUGCUUCAAUUAACUUUUCACCGAUAUUAACUCAUACAGCACCUUUACAAAUGACACCUUAUGAAGUACCAUCAUCCGCAACAAUAAACAAAGUUAAACAUCAAGGAUUGCUUUAUAACAAAACAUUAGAUCUUGUUUCAAUUUCCAAUCAAGAUAAUACUGUUAAAAGUAAGAAUGAACUUCAAGAGAUGCAAGAAGCAAUGCAAUUUGCAAAACGAGCUAUGAAUAUAACAGAUGAUGUAAAUAUUAAUACUGAAUCUGAGCAAAGCCUAUGUACUGAAAUUCAUCUAGUAAAUACAUCUGUAGAACAAAAAGAUAUUAGUGAUGUAUCGUCAUCCUCUACACAAAUACAUCAAAAUAUUAAUAAGGAGAAAGAGGAGCAGCUGGAUCAAGAUUGCAAUAAAUUUACUAAAAUAAGUUUAAAAGAACGAAUUAUAACCGAAUCUCAUGAAUCACCUAACUUUGAACUUGAAAAACAAUUAAAUCAAAAUUCUGAUGUUGAAGAAAAUGCCCUUGUAAAUAAACAGACUCGACCAAAAGUCAUGUUUCAUUUAAAUUCUAAAUUAAACAAAAUAAAUAAGCAAGGAAAAUGGCAUCAAAACAUUGAAGAUGGUGAGGAAGAACAAUAUAUUUCCUGUCUAUCUCCAUUAAACAUGCAUGUAAAAGAAUGUUCCAAUCAAAAGAUUGAAGAAUGUACUAAUCAAAUGAUUAGAAAUAAUCAAGAUAGAACCACAAAAUGUAAUAUAGAAGUAAAAGACAUUGAUACAAUUAACAGUCUUAUUGAUGAAUCACAAAAGUCUAAUUUAGAGUCUCCAAUUUCUAUAACUUCUGAUAAUUCUACCACACAAAGACCUCAAGAUGUUAUAAAAAGAAGAAAGAAAGUAGAAUCUCCUCCAUCUGAAUCUUCAUGGAAAAAUAGAAUUAUCAGUCGUUUCUUGAAAAUGAGUAAAAAUGAUAUUCGUAACAUGAUUAACAAUUCUAGUCUUCGAAAAUUUGAUAUUGCUAUGAAACAUCUUGUUAAAGAAAAAAGGUCAUCAUUAUCAUUAAAGAUGCGAAAUACUGAAGACGAAAAAAUAAAAAGUUAUGAUAGAGAAGAAUUUAUGAAUCAGUUAAAUGCAAUGUUAGAUCCAACAGCUAUCGUUGAUAUCACCAAUUUACCUACAGAUUUUAUUCAUCAUUUAAGUGAAGUAUUACAACUUGAUGCCAUACCAUUAGAAUCGAAUGAAAGUAUUUUUAGUUACUCUAAUGAUGAAGGUCAGAACAGUAAUUCGUAUAUAUUUUCUAAUGAAGAAGAAAUAUUAAAUAACAUUAUUUCAGAGGAUAUUAAUUUUGAACAGAUAAAUAACAAGACACACACAGAAUACAAUAAUCAAUUAAAAGAUGAUAAUAGUAGAAUUACAGAUUCUAUCAUUGCAGAGUCAAAUAUUAAUGAUAAUAAUAUAGCUUCAAUUGCAAAUUCUGUUAAGGUCAGUGAAAAUAUAAUAUUAGAUUCCAGUGAAGUAUUUUCUAAGACACCAUUUGAAACUAAUGAUGUACAGAUUGAUCAUUUUACCAGUAAUGUACAUGUAACAGAAAAAGAUAUUACACCAAAAAAUGUAGAAAAAAGAAAACAACAUUCACUGUUUAAUGUAACUGAUUUAGAUGAUAUACUUUCAACUGUUACUGUAAAAGAAACAGGAGAAUUAAAAUCAACAGAUUUAGAUGAAAAAUCAAAGUCUACAAUAAAAGCAAAUGAAACAUGUGAAAUAGCAAAAACCUCAAUACCCACUGAAACUAUGUCAGUAAAUAUUACAUCAUUUAGUUCUAAAAGCAAGAUUUUCGAUUCUAGUAAACAACAUGAAUGUAGUUCAGGAAAUGAAUAUAUUUCUAAAUCUGAAAGAUAUAAUAGGUGGACUAGAAAAGAACGAGAAGGUCCAGAUGCUUUUAGGAACCUUACAAAAGAAGAAUGGGAAGCAAAAUAUGGAAAACAAAUGAGAAGUUUAUCAUCAAAUCCUUGUAAAACACAAAUAAGUAGAUAUAGCUACAAUACAAAUUUGAAAAAUACAAAGUAUAAUAGAACUUUCAAUUCAAGAAAGCAUCAAUCUUCACAUUCAUUUAAAACAAAUAAAAAUUCUUUAAGUCAUAAAACUGCUUUGUCCAAAAGGGUAUCUAGAAAGGAUAAUGUAGAAAAGGAUUGUAAUAUGAGCAGUUCAAGUCAAAGUGAGACAGAUGAUACUAGCACAAGUAGUGAUAACAGAACACCGUCUGAUGUAACUAAGCUCCUUAAAGUAAUUAAAGAAAAGGAAAAGAUAGCUAAAAAUAAAUCAUUAAAUGAAACAAUAAGGGAUGAAGUAACAGCUGAGAUACAGCGUAAAUGGAAUGAAGAAGGUAGGAAACGAAAAUAUCAUAAAAGAAAUAAAAGAAGGAAAGAAAAAAAAUUAAAAUAUAAGAAAGAAAGAAAGAAAAAGAAAAGGAAAAUAGUUGAAAGCAAUUCUAAUUCUGAUAAUGAUCAAAAUGAUAGAUCUAACUUACUUACAGAAAUAGAAAUUAAAAAAGAAACAAAUGUUAAAGAAGAAUCUAAUACUGCCUUAGAAAAAAGUAUUGGUCUUGAUAUACAAAUGGUGAAUAAUACAUGUUUUAAAAAGCAGGAAACUACAAAGACAUUAAUAGAUAAGGAAGUAAUUUUGGAAAAUAAAGACAAAUGUACAAUACAAGAGAGUAAUAGAAUUACACUAAUCCCUACAAUAGUACAACUAAAAACAAAAGCAGAAUUAAAAUUAAUUCCAAAAGCAUCAAAGUGCAUAGAAGAAACAGAAUUUAUGAAAAACACUGCUGAAAUAGUUCUAAAUGCAAAAUGUCAAGAGCAAAAUAAGAUGCCUAUAUUAAAUAAUCUAGAUAAACAAAAAAUAAUUGAAAAUACAUCUGAAACAAAUGAAGACUCAGAAUGUUUAAAUAAUAAAUUAAUAAAUAUUACAGAAACAGAGCAUACUGUUCUUAAUAAUAAUGAUAAUACAAUCAAGAACUUAACUAAUACACCCACUAUAAAGGAACAACGUCAUAAAGAAAAAAUUUACCAUUUAGGGAAAGAAGUAUUGUCAGUUACUACUGAAGUUAAAGAAUCAAAUACAGAAAGGUUAAUGGAUAAUAAAGCAACAUCUAAAAAAAUAGACAUAAAGGCAUACAAAGCACGUGCAUUACAACGAAAAAUGGAAAAUGAACAGAAAAUGCACGAGGAAAAAGCAGUGGUAAGUAAUAAACAUGCAAUAAACAAUGACAUAUUAAAUGAUAAUUUGUCAAAGUCUAUGAUAAAUGAAAAACAAAACACAGAUGAUUACAUUUUGUUGCAAACUAUGUCUCAUGCAAAUUUGAAAGAUAAACAUUCUAUUACACAAACAAAUAGAAUAUCUUCAGAUUCCAGCAAAUUUAAAAAUAUUAAAUCAGAAGGAAGUAAGGAAUUAAAAUUAAAAAAGGAAAAGCUAGAAAAGAUAAAAAAGAAAACUGAAAUGAAAACAAAAAUAAAAGAAGCGAAAGAAAUAUCAAAUGCUAAUCAGGAAAAAGUAGAUAAUACUUCUGAUAUUCUAAACUCAUUAGAAAAUAAAGUUGAAAAGAAUCAAAUGGAUAUUCAGGUUGAUAAACAUGAACAUGUACAAUCUAUUACUGAUCAUGUAUUAUUACCAGCAAAUACAGAAUCUGUAAUAGAAAAAAAAUUUGUUAAAAAUGAGGAAAUUUCUGUUAAUGAUAUUAUAUUAUCGAAAAAUGAAUUGAAAGAAACAUCAAGUGAGAAGAAUGAAGGAGUUAUUAAUGAUAUAAAUAAUACUGAAUCAUUAAUAGUAACUAUAGAUAAAGAAAAAUGUAUGGAAACAUCAAAAAUUACAAAUAUUAAAACGAAACCUAUUAAAACAAAAUCUAUGGGAAAUUCCAGUAAUAAAAUUACAAACAAAGAUCUCCAAACUAAAAACAUAAACAAAGAUCUCCAAACUAAAAACACAAACAAAGAUCUCCAAACUAAAAAUACAAACAAAGAUCUCCAAACUAAAAACAUAAACAAAGAUCUUCAAACUAAAAACACAAACAAAGAUUUUCAAACUAAAAACUCAAACAAAGAUUUUCAAACUAAAAACACAAACAAAGAUCAUAAUCCAUCUAUUAUCAAGUAUGAUCAAAAUAACUUAAAAUCUAGAAGAAGAUCCAAAUCUUCUUCUAACGAAAUAUCCGCAGAACAAGAAAUGCGCAACUUUUCAAUUACUGAGGAAUCUAGCUCACAAAAAAAGAAAUGUGAGAAACAGUCCCAAGAAAAUAUAAAACUUCGGAAUUUAUCAUCAUGUAAUGAAAAUAUAGAAAAUUCAGGAAAAAAUGCAUUGCAAAAAAAUAAAUGCAUAGAAUCUAAAAUUCAAUCUAACAAUGCCUCUGAUUGUGUAGAAUCUACUGAUAUUCAGUUGGGUUUGAUCAAUGAAUGCCUUAUGCAAGAUGAAUCGCAAAAGAAUAUGAAAAUAUCAAUGGAUUGUACAAGUGUUAUUAAUAAAAAUGUAAUUUCUCAGAGUGAACAAGAUAGAAAUUUGAAAGUAGACACUACAAUCAUAAAUCAAGCUGACCAAAAGUUAUUAAAGAAUCCAGACAAUCUCGAAAUUGGAGAAAAUAUAAUAAAUUCUACGUUAAACACGUAUGAUGAAAUGAUUGAUAAUCAAUACUUAAUAAGAAAUAAAAUAAACUCACCUGAAAGUAUAGGUAGUCCAUUUAAAGGAUUUGUUGCAGAUCCUGUUGAAUCCAAUAGUUGUCAAUAUAUAUUAGAUUUAGAGGCAAAAAAUACAGCUACUGUUAGAAAAGAUAACAUUAUAGAUGAUGAAAAUAAACAAUUGCAAUCAUUUUGUAAUGAUAAAUUCGAUCAUUUAAAUAAUCAAGACACUUCGGCGUAUGAUAAUAAUAUUAACAAUAAUUCUUUAAAUGUAGUUGAACAAUUAAAUAAAAAUGAAGGAACAUUAUUUUAUGAAAAAAAUUCCAAAAUGAAUGACAGUGCGACAGUUUUCCUAAACAACAAUUUUAAUUUAUUAGACAAUAAAGAUAAAAAGAAAGAAAUGACCAGUAAAAGAUAUUUACAUAAAUGUACCAAAAAUUUUACGAAGAAUGAGAAAGAUAAAGAUACAAAUAACUUUGAUCAGUCUGAAUACUCUGUCGAAAAUAAUAAAUCUAUACAAUCAGUAAAUGUUGAAACAAAUACUCAAAAUGUAUCCAAUAGACAAGGUGAAAUAUUUGUUGAGUUAAAUAAAUGUGAAGAUAAUGCAGAAAUGGAAAAAUCAGAUAUUGGUAUUGUAAAAGAUUCUUCAGCUAAGGAAAAACGAUCAAGUAAAAAAGACAUUUUAGAUUUUGUAUCUAUAUCGGAUAUAAAUCUGUCAGAUGUAAAUAAUACAAUAGUUUCUUCAUUCAGUGAUAUAUCAAAUGGUACUCUGAACAAUAUAAUCAACACUGACACUGAUUCAUCUUUAGCAUCACUAAUAGAUAGUAAUGCAAUUGAAAAUAACAGUGCGGAUAUGCCAAACCAAAAUAUAGCGCAUUCUGUUACUAAUAUAGACUCAUGUGAAGAAGAAAGCACAAAUGAUAAUAAUUCACAGUCAAAUAAUGAUGCUUAUACUAAUAUUAAUUCUAAUUUACUUGUAUCUAAAAAAGAACUUUGGAAAUCGCCUACAAAGGGAACAUCCAAGAAAUUACAAAUUCCAAUAAAAGCUGCUUUGAAAGAAUCUAAAAAUAUUUUUGCAAUUAUGGAUCCUAUUAAAGAAACUGUGAAAUUAGAAAAUUCUGAUUCAACAGUACAUGUGUAUGAUGAUCAAAAAAUAGAUCAUUUUGUAAUUGAUCAGAUAUCUCAGAAAGAAAAUAUGGAUAAUGCGAUUAUUGAUUCAGAACAAAAUAAAUGUUCUCAUGAUAUGCAGGUCGCAUGUAUAUCUGAUGGUAAAGAUACGCAUGAAUGCCCAGAUAUAAAUAUAUUAUCUCAAACUGUUUUGAAUAAUACAAUACAUGAUGAAAUUUUGAUCCCAUCUAAUUAUACUAAUUUUAUUAAAGAAUUAGUAAAUAGUAACAAAAAACAUAAUCCUACUGUUGAAUUAGAAAGAAUAAGAGAAACAAAUAAAUCAAUAAUAGAUACAAUACAAAACAAUGUUAAUAAAAAUACAGUUGAUAAGGAUUUAGAUAUGACUCCUUCCAUAAAAACACAAAAGCAAGAAAAAAUAAGUAAUCUGCAAAUGAAACGUGAAAUGAAACAUAAAAGUAAUACUGUACAUGUUACAAAUACAAAUAUAAAAGAAGAAAUAAUGGCUAGAAUGAUAGAAAUAGAUUUGGAAAUCCAUAAAUUGAUGACAGAAAAAAUGACUUUAUAUCAGAUGCUGGAAAAUGACUCUUUAUUAUUAAAUAAACUUACAUUAACUAGCAGUUUGGGCUCUGAAAUGAAUAGAGAAAAAACAGUAUCAAUAAGACUUCAAACAUCACCUACUUUAAUAUCACAGACAAUGGAAAAUGCAGAAAUAAGCUCUAUAGAACAUUCAAAUUGUAUAAUCAAAUCAAAUACAAACAAUGGAUUAUCCGAAAUAAGUCAAGAUGAAAUAGAACCAAGAAUUAGAAAUAUUGAUGGGAAUAAACAAAAAUCUUCGUUGAGGGAAGAAAAUAUAAAUUACACACAAAGUAUUCCAUCUCAUAGUCCUAAGGAUCGAUUAUUAUUAGAAUGCAGUGAAAGCUCACAAUCGUUAUCGAUAUUUAAAGGUGAAGAUAAAAUACAAGAGGAUUAUAUGGUACUAUCUGAUAAUCAACUUAAAGAAAAUCUGGAUACAUGCAAUUCUAUAAAAGAAUCCUCAAAAAAUGUAAUAAAAAGUACUUCAUUAGAGAAUAUACCUUAUUAUGAAAAAGAGAAGCAUUUUUGUAUAUCACCAAUUAAUGUCACAAAAUCAUGUGAUGAGAAUCAACAAGUAGAAGUUACAUCACAUGAGGAAAAAAAGCAAAAAUCACAAUCUUUUGAAGCAUCUAAAGAUAACAAUUCAAUGCAAGUAUCCUUAAUAUAUUCCGAUGAUAGUACUUGGGGAUCUUUUGCGCCAUCAUUUGAAGAUAUAGAAGACAAGAAACAUAAUACUGGUCUUGCUCUUUUAGAGGAAACAUAUAAACGAGAAAUGGCUGAAACUCGAAAAUUAAAAGCAAAUGCACGUAAAAAGAAAAAAAAGGAACUGAAUAAAUUUUUGAAAAGUGUAAAUUACUUAACACCUGAAGAAGAAGAAAUUCCCUUGAAUACAUUGUAUAUUAAAAAACUACAACAAAAACGAGAUCUACUCGAUUCAUUGGAUGACAAGAGAGAAAAUUCUAGUAUUGAUAACUAUGAAAAUUCAUUUGAAUCUGAAAAAAUUUGGGAACAUGCAAUAGAGGUAAUAAAUGCUGUUGCAGAAGAUAGAGUAGAAGAUUUGUACGUGGAAAAAAGUAAAGAGAAUGGGAAUGAAAAUUUGAUUACAUCAUCAAGUAAAUCUUUACAAAAAUUAAAUGAAACAGAACCUACUUUCUCGUUGCUAAGUUGUGAUCAUGAGCAAAAUUCUAUUAAACAUUCAUCAAUUAUUACAGGAAAGAAUGUAAUUCAACAAAAGUUGAAACAAACAGAAAAAGAAGAGAAUGCAAUUAAAGACAUUGAAGCACAAUCUAUUGCAGUUUCUUAUAGUAAUCCAGAAGUAAAUUCUGCUAUAGUGGAUAAGUCAAAUUAUAAUAUUAUUAAUCAACAGAAAAUUUCUUUGGUUGAUGAAACAUUUACUACAAAUCAUAUUUCUAAUGUAUCUGUUCUUACAGAAGCUAAUCAAUUAAAUAUUUCAAAUGAAAAAUUGAAUAAGGAUCAAAAUAAUCAUACAUUAAAAAAAAAUGUAAUAUUUGAAAGUAUAAACAAUUCUGCAGAAGCGACAGAGAGGACUUUAAAAGAAUCUGAUAAAAAAAAAAGUUCUUUAGUAAAUCAGGAUAUUAAUGUUAAUAUGUCAAUAUCUGAGAAACUUAAAUAUAGUAAUAAAACAGAAGAAAAUAUUAAACAAAGCACUUGUUCGUUAGAAGAUAAAGUAAUAAAAAUACCAAAAAUUGUAUAUGAAGCAGAUGAAAUUAUUUCUAAUACGUUUCAAAUUAGUAAUAUUCAAGAUAAAAAAACAUCCAAAUGUAAAAUCAGUAAUAAAAAUGUUUCGAUACGAAGGAAUUCAAAGUCGAUAGAGGAUAAUGUAAAACAUAUAGAACAUGAUAAUACUAAUUUAAAUGGAGGAAAAGAUUCACCUAAAGUUCUAUGUAAUUCUAAAGAUAUAUCUCCAAUGCAUCAAGAACUUGAAAAUACAUUAUCUAAUACGAAACGAAAUCGUAAUUGUCAAAAAUUACAAAGUAGUAAGGAUAAAAAAUACACUAACCCUAUAGAAGAUGAGUCAUCCAUCAACUAUCAAUCAUUCAUAUUGAAAGAAAACGUAAUUGAACGGUUUUCAUCUAAUGUUGAUUCUCAAGCAUUAACACCUAAAACACGAGAUAUUGCAAUUAAAAGAAAAAUACAUAAUCAAUCAGAAAUGAUGAAUUGUAAAGUAAGAUUGGUUGAUGUAUUUAAAUCAAAUAUAUAUCAACAUGUUGUAGAAAAAUUUCAUAUGGAUUCUGUUAAAUCUCAUAUAACUACCUAUAAAUCUACUGCAACAGAAGCUACAAUAAAUUCUACACAUUUUGCUACAUCAUCUAAAACAAAUUCUUCGAUUAUAGAAACAAAUAAAUCAAAAGAUAUAAAAAAAAUUAAAAAUAUAUCCGACAAUGUGCAAGAACAAAUUUCGAAUUUGUGUCAAAAGCAAAUAACAAAAACACACAAUAUUUUGGAUAAUAAAAAAGAAUUAAAAUCUCAUCAUAAAGUAAAUCCACUACUUAAUGAUGAACAUUUAUCCUCGGAAUCCAAUAACAAAGUCAUAUCAGUAACAUCAGUAAAAACUGUUCCUUCAAUUAUGAAGAUGUUACCACCAAAUGAAAAACUAGACAUUGAAAUUGUAGAGGAAAGAAAAAAAGAUCAAUAUAUCAUAGAUCAUCAUCAUGAUAAGGAAAUACCAUUAUCAGAUGCAAUCACAGAAGACGAACAGCCAUUGAAAAGACAAUAUACAGUUCAUAAAGGGCCUAUAUUAGAUAUCCAGGUAUUUGGUAAUACAUUUCUAGCAGCUAGUGAAGAUGGCUCAAUAUAUAGAUAUAGUCAAACAUCUAAUGGAAUAUUAAAUAUUUAUAAAGGUCACAGAUCAGCAGUUACAUGUUUGUAUAUCCACAAAUCCAGUGGUGUUGAUCAUCCAAAGAACUUGGUAUAUUCAGGUUCUUUGGAUGGAACUUUGCGAUGUUACAAUAUAAAAACUGGUGUACCAAUUAAUAAUGUUGCAAAUGUUGGAAGUCCUGUUCAAUGUAUGGAUCAAGCUUGGGGUAUAAUAUUCAUUGGUACUAAAUCAGGACAUGUUUCUCGUUUUCAUAUAAAGUUUGGUAUUAUCAAAGGUGAUAGCAUACAAUUUUCUGACAAAUCUGUACUUGCUCUAAAAGCUACAAAUGAAGGUCCGCGAAGAGUUCUUAUUGUAGCAUCUCGUAAUCAACCAAUAACAAUACGAGAUGCACAAAAUGGAUUAUUUCUGCGGACAAUUUGUGGACAGAAGAAUCACACCGUUUACAGUUUGAUGCGAAAUAAUAACUUGAUUUAUUGUGGUACAAGUAGCACUUCGAUACUUGUUUUUGAUUUCACUAACGGAGAACAAAGAGUACAAUAUGAUGCAGGUGUAGGUAUCGUUUGCAUGCGCCUUUAUCAUAAGCUUUUAUUUGCUGGCUGUUAUGAUGGAAAUAUUUAUGUUUUUGAUAUUCAGGAUCAUAAACUAAUUUGUAGUAUACCUGGACCAGGAAAUAUGUUACUGAGUAUGGAAGUUGUUGACAAUAAGAUCAUAGCUGGUAGUAAAGACAAACGCCUGCAUACAUGGCAAAUACCGAAACAAGUACAAGUGGUAUCUCGUGAAAUGACAUAACAACUGAGUUAUAUACAUAAAUCUAGUCUUAUAUUGAGGAUACACAAAUACCUCCAAGAGUAUUGAUAGUAUUGGUCUAUAAUCUACUUCUUUGAGCCUAUGUACAGAACUUAAUUAUAAGUUAAGUCAUAUACACAUAUGUGUAUAUUUAAAAUUAUAAAUUAAUGUUCGUAGAUAAAUAGUGUACACACUGAUUGCACAUAAGUAUAUUUAUAAAUAAAUUUGUACAGAAAUUAAA
Molecule: messenger RNA, 12374 nt
Organism: Vespa crabro (European hornet)
Lineage: Eukaryota; Metazoa; Arthropoda; Insecta; Hymenoptera; Vespidae
Product: MATH and LRR domain-containing protein PFE0570w-like
Exons: 7
Coding region: 206-12136 (3976 amino acids)
Cellular component (GO): membrane; cytosol
Molecular function (GO): RNA binding; SH3 domain binding
Source: RefSeq, a predicted model, not a curated record